AGAAUGUCGACAGUGACCUUAGCAGGGGGCAAAAUGUCGCUCCGUAUUUCCUCGUCCAAACGCCUGUGGACAGUUUGUUCCCCUGGUCUUGUCUCUCUGCUACCGAGGAAUAAAAGUAUUAAAGGUUCAACUGGUGGACGGUGGCUGUCCCACACCGGAACAGGUGCUGACAGGCGGCCAUUGGAGGGUGUCAGAGUGCUGGACCUGACCCGCGUCCUGGCUGGACCCUUCGCCACCAUGAUGCUGGGAGACCUGGGCGCUGAAGUCAUCAAGGUGGAGAAACCAGGUACCGGUGACGACACCCGAGCGUGGGGUCCACCCUUUGUCGGUUCAGAGAGCGUCUACUUCCUCAGUGUCAACCGCAAUAAAAAAAGUGUCGCCGUGGACCUGAAACAUCCCAGAGGAGCCGAGCUCAUCCAGGAGCUUGCAGGUGUGUGCGACGUGCUGAUGGAGAACUUCCUGCCAGGCAAACUUGCUCUGAUGGGUUUAGGAUACGAGGAGCUGAGCAGACGUAACCCUGCGCUGAUCUACUGCUCCAUUUCAGGUUACGGGCAAACGGGUCCUCAAAAUCAGAGUCCAGGCUACGACUCGAUCGCCUCCGCGGUGUCGGGGAUGAUGCACAUCACCGGGUCAGAGGACGGCGAGCCCAUCCGCCCCGGUGUGGCUAUGACGGACUUGGCGACCGGCUUGUACGCGCACGGGGCCGUCAUGGCCGCCCUGCUCCAGCGCCAGCGGACGGGGAGGGGCGCUCACAUCGACUGUAACCUACUGUCCUCUCAGGUCUCGUGUCUCAGCCAUAUUGCUGCCAACUUCCUGAACGGCGGGAAGGAGGCAAAGCGCUGGGGGACGGCCCACGAGAGUAUCGUCCCCUACCAGGGAUUCAGAACCAAAGAUGGCCACAUUGUGGUGGCGGCAGGAAACGACCAACAGUUUGUUAAAGUGUGUCAGGUUCUGCAGCUUCCAGAGCUCACCCAGCAACCAGAAUACAGAACCAACAAGCUCAGAGUCCAAAACCGUAAAGGCCUGGUGGACACUCUGUCACAGAGAUUUCUGCAAGAGACGACGGCUGAUUGGCUGAGAAGGUUUGAGGGCUCAGGUGUUCCUGUUGGGCCAAUCAACAGCAUCCGGGAGGUCUUCUCUGACCCACAGGUGAAACAUAAUGGACUCAUCCAGGAGAUGAACCAUCCCACCGCAGGAUGCAUCGCUGUGCCUGGUCCCGCCGUCCGCUACAGUAGCUUCUCCAACCGCGAGCCCACGCCUCCCCCUGUGAUUGGCCAGCACACGGUGCAGGUGCUGCGCCACGCCUUGGCCUACAGCGAUGACGUCAUCACGGCUCUCCUGGCGUCGGGGGCGGUGGCCCAGAACAGAGUGUGCUGAUUGGUUUUCGGUCCACUUUGUAACGCAAACAAUAAAAAGUUAUCAGCC
This is a messenger RNA of Nerophis lumbriciformis (worm pipefish), 1425 nucleotides long. RefSeq names its product succinyl-CoA:glutarate-CoA transferase (gene sugct). Gene Ontology annotation, cellular component: mitochondrion. NCBI's taxonomy places the organism in Eukaryota, Metazoa, Chordata, Actinopteri, Syngnathiformes, Syngnathidae. Gene Ontology annotation, molecular function: succinate-hydroxymethylglutarate CoA-transferase activity. The record is from RefSeq and is a predicted model, not a curated record.